Molecule: messenger RNA, 1268 nt
Organism: Castor canadensis (American beaver)
Lineage: Eukaryota; Metazoa; Chordata; Mammalia; Rodentia; Castoridae
Gene: Elovl6
Product: ELOVL fatty acid elongase 6
Biological process (GO): fatty acid elongation, polyunsaturated fatty acid; fatty acid elongation, saturated fatty acid; sphingolipid biosynthetic process
Cellular component (GO): endoplasmic reticulum membrane; endoplasmic reticulum
Molecular function (GO): fatty acid elongase activity
Source: RefSeq, a predicted model, not a curated record
GAUGGACAAACGUGCGGGCACUAAGACCGCAACGCAUUCAUUUCCUCCUACCGUGGAUGCGGACGCCGGGAGGAGGCGAGCCCUAGAGCGAGGAACCCAGAGCCCAGGCUCAGAGAACACGUAGCGACUCCGAAGAUCAGCCCCAAUGAACAUGUCAGUGUUGACUUUACAAGAAUAUGAAUUCGAAAAGCAGUUCAACGAGAAUGAAGCUAUCCAAUGGAUGCAGGAAAACUGGAAGAAAUCAUUCCUGUUUUCUGCACUGUACGCUGCCUUUAUAUUUGGUGGUCGGCACCUAAUGAACAAACGGGCGAAGUUUGAACUGAGAAAACCAUUAGUGCUCUGGUCUCUGACCCUUGCAGUCUUCAGUAUAUUCGGUGCUCUACGUACUGGUGCUUACAUGGUGUACAUUUUGAUGACCAAAGGCCUGAAGCAGUCAGUUUGUGACCAGAGUUUUUACAAUGGACCCGUCAGCAAAUUCUGGGCUUAUGCAUUUGUGCUAAGCAAAGCACCCGAACUAGGAGAUACAAUAUUCAUCAUUCUGAGGAAGCAGAAGCUGAUCUUCCUGCACUGGUACCACCACAUCACUGUGCUCCUGUAUUCUUGGUACUCCUACAAAGACAUGGUGGCAGGGGGGGGUUGGUUCAUGACUAUGAACUAUGGCGUGCACGCCGUCAUGUACUCUUACUAUGCCUUGCGGGCCGCAGGUUUCCGCGUCUCCCGGAAGUUUGCCAUGUUCAUCACCUUGUCUCAGAUCACUCAGAUGCUCAUGGGCUGUGUCAUUAACUACCUGGUCUACUACUGGAUGCAGCAUGACCAGUGUCACUCCCACUUUCACAACAUCUUCUGGUCCUCACUCAUGUACCUCAGCUACCUUGUGCUCUUCUGCCAUUUCUUCUUUGAGGCCUACAUCGGCAAAAUGAGGAAAGCAACGAAAGCUGAAUAGUGUUGGAACUGAGGAGGAAGCCAUAGCUCAGGGUCAUCAAGAAAAAUAAUAGACAAAAGAAAAUGGCACAAGGAAUCACAUAUGGUGCAGCUAACACAAAACAAAAUAUACGAGCAGACACAAAACCCGAGGCAGCUUAGGGAUAGUUAGGUUGACUUAACCCAGUAAGUUUAUGAUCCUUUUUGGGUGAGGACUCACUGAGUGCACCUCCAUCUCAAAGCACGGCUGCUGGGAGGGUCCCCCUUCCCCCUUACCUGUCAACUUUAGGACAAACAAAAGCAAAAGAGCGCCAGAGGCAGAAAGAGACUAAUAGAAAGCAAGCAAA